Calypte anna (Anna's hummingbird) is the source of this 3441-nucleotide messenger RNA. RefSeq names its product gem nuclear organelle associated protein 4 (gene GEMIN4). The record is from RefSeq and is a predicted model, not a curated record. Bases 124 to 3339 code for a protein of 1071 amino acids. Gene Ontology annotation, biological process: spliceosomal snRNP assembly; rRNA processing. The transcript is spliced from 2 exons. Gene Ontology annotation, cellular component: SMN complex. NCBI's taxonomy places the organism in Eukaryota, Metazoa, Chordata, Aves, Apodiformes, Trochilidae.
CGGGUCGGGAAGCAGCGAGCAGGCUCUGCCACCGCCGGGCCGCCAGAGGGCGCUGCUGGGAGGGGGCGGAGCUUUCCGCAUGACGGCAGAACGCGGCGCCGGCGCCUCGGCCACGCCGCCGCCAUGGAGCCCGGGCCCUGGGGGGUGUGCGAGCAGACGGCAGUGCUGCAGGGCGGCUUCCUGCUGGCCGCCCGGCUGGCGCAGCCGCGGGCGCUACGGGAGCUGCGCAAAGCCGACUGGCCACGCGUGGGACCCCCGGUCACCGACGCCUUAGGGGAGAUCGGGGCCCGCUGCCCUUCGCCGCUGCAGCACAGCCUCUGGAAGAAAGAAGCUGUGGCCAUCAUCUGGGCUAAAGUCCUGGUGCCGGAGCCCCCGGCCGCGUCGCUGGACCAAGGGUGGAAGGAGGAUGAUUUCUUCUCCGUGGGCAGGAUGAUCCCUGACGUCAACCACACUGUCCUCUUCGAACUGGUCAAGGCCCUCGGGGCACCCCGGUCCUUCGUGCAGCUGCUGCUGGCGCUACCCCAGGAUUUGGGUCAGAGUGAGCUGGAGCGCUUGGUGGAGUACAUCAGCAGUGAGACAUCCCCAUCAGACAUCAGGCUCUUCUUGGACGUGUGGUGGGAGGUGAUGAAACACAAGGAGGGGCAGGAAGAUGCAACAGUCUCUGCCUUCAGUGCUCUCAUGCAUCAGCAUGGGUGUGAGGCCUCUCUGGAUGAUGGUCUCCAGCCCCCAAAGAGGUUCAAGUGUGACCCUGGCUCACUGAAUGACCCUCCUGCUGCCACCAGCCUGCUCAUGGUCCUGGUAGAGGGGUUAAAGCAGAUCUUCAGGAGCAUCACCCUGCCCUCCAUGAGGUGCUGUGCCUUGGCCAACCUGGUGGAGCUGCUGUCCCUCUUCACUGAACUGAAGGCAGAGAGCAGCUCCCUCCCUGUCACAGAGUACCUGAACAAGGUCAGCUCUGUGGUCAGCCUCUGGAGCAGGGAUGCUGAGAGCCAGUUCCACCCCAGGGGGCUGGAUGAGAAGGUGAAGGAAGCAGAGAGAAGCAUGAGCCACUUGUCCAUGGCCAAGCUCUCUCGUGAGGAGCUCUUUGUUGGCUUGGACUUUCUCUGCAGCUUGUUGCAUGCCUGGGGAGAGGAGCUGCCAGACCCCAUGAACAGCUCUGAGGGGCUCUGCUAUGAAAGCUACAGGCUCAUGGACAUUCUUGCCACCUUUGAGAAGAACCUGGUUCACUUCUCAGUGACCAGAGAGCUGGGUGAGAAUGAGACUCGUGUAGUGUCAGAACUGACACAGACCACCAAGGACUUUCUCAAGGGGAUCAGCAGCAGCCUGAAGGACAGGGAUUUGGGCACCAGCCUGGUGCCUUCAGUUGCCAUGGUAAUCAUUGAGCAAAGGCUGGGUCGGCAUGAGGAGAUCUGCUCCAUUUUUGCUUCUGAAAAGACUUGGGCCUUUUCAAAGGACUGGGUUGACUGCCUUGUGAAAAACAAAGCUCUCUUCCAGAAACCAGAGCUAGUUUUGAAACUGCUGGAGACACUGGUGAGCUUUGCCAUGUCCCACCAAGACGAGGAGGCCCAAGAGCUGCAGAUUCAAGUGACCAAAGCCAUUGUGGAGUGUUACACUGAGCUGUCAUUAGCUGACAAAAACAAAGUCAUCUCGGGUGUCCUGGCAGCCUGGGGUGGGCCAGGUCUGUGCCUGAACGUGCAGGUUGUCCUGGAGGGGUUCCAGGAGGAUCUGAACACGACUUUCAACCAGAUCACAAAGAGUGUGUCUGAUGAAGGCCUGACCAGGGCUGUAGCUGCUGUGGCCAGGCUGAUGCUGCUGCACCCCGAGGCCACAGUGAAGCAGAUUUGUAAUCUUGCUGUUGUCAACCUGGGAGCUCACCACUUCCUUGCACAAAUCCUCUGCUCCUUCCCAGCUUUGAGCUUCCUGGAGACCCAGGAGGAUCCAGGCAGGCCACACAGCCUGGUGGUGAGGUGCCUGGAGGAGGCAGCGUGGGGAAGACUUUCCUCUGUGAGAGAAGAGGAGCAGUUCCUUGAGUUCCUGGCCUUUCUCCUGCAGCCAAGCUCAGCUGCCCCACUUGUGUCACCUGCAGAGGUGACCAAAGCCUUUGUCCUUCCCUACUUGCAGUCAGACUCUGCUCAAAUCGAGCUGAGCCUGCAGAUCCUCAGUAAGGCUCUGGGGAUGAUACAGCCCUGUGCAGAAGAACACUGGAUCAAAUCCUGUCACCCCUUCCCUCUUCUCUUCAGCCUCUGCAAGCUUCUAGAUGGUUACACAAAGUACUGGCACCAGCCCAGGGACCAGUUCUUCCCUUCACUGGAGACCAAAGACCUGAUACUGAACAUCCUCAGCCAGCUCUGUGAGGUGGUGACACCAGAAGCCACCCCCUCCUCUGAGCUGUGGGUGCAGUCACUGGCCUGGCUGCACAGGAAGGUGGCAUCACUGGACUGGACCAUUGGUCUCAGGCUGAAGAAGCUUUAUGGAGAGCACUUCAAGAAUGAGGUCCCAGCAACUCUGUUUGAGAUCUGCCUGCUUCCCGAGGAGGAGUGGACAUCCCAGCCUGUGCCAGCUUAUGGGGCAGGCAGCGGGCUCCUGGCGUGGCUGGAGUGCUGCUGCGUGUCCCCAGGGCUCAGGGACACCAUGCUGACACUUCUCACAGUCAACGUGGACAACCCUGAGGAAGUGAAUCUCUUCAGCAAAGGCUUCCUGGUGGCCCUCAUCCAGCUCCUCCCUUGGUGCAGCCACAGUGAGUGGAAAAGUCUCAUCCAGGUGGUUGAAAACCUCCUCCAGAGACAAAUCCUACACGUGCCUUACACCCUGGAGUACGUUCAGUACAUGCCCCUGCUCAACCUCCGGCCCUUUGCCUCCCACCUCCAGCUCUCCGUGCUUUUCCUCCGGGCCUUCCAGCUCCUCUGCAGCUCCAGCUGUUCCACCUGGCUGCCGGCAGAGGCUUGGCUCCAUGUGAUCCAGCUGUAUUCCAGCAGCCUCACCGACCUGCUGGGCUCCAUCAGGAGCAUCGCAGGAUCCUCCUCGCCCCCCGCGGAGGACGGGACCCCCGUGCAGGAGGUGUCCUUCACCUGCAUCCAGAUCUUCUGCCACCUCCUGCACGUUGCCGCCAUGCUGCCGGAGAAGGGGUGCGGGGAGCCCCUGGUGGUGGUGGCUCUGGAGCUCCUCCUGCAGUACGAGACCUUCAGCGGCGCCGAUUCCUCCCCCAGCAACGCGCUGCGGAGAGCCAACGAGAGGCACUUCUUGGAGUCCAUCACGGAGAACGUCGGCGACGCGGCGCUGCGCAGCACCCUCCUGCAGAAGCUCAGCAAGUUGGGAGCCCGCUCGGCCGAGGAGACGGCUUGAGAGGGUGGAGAGCAUGAUGGAGGAGAGCACUGACCCUGCCUCGGGGAGCCCCACUCGUGGGAAGCUGUAAGCUGUAAUAAACCCUCUCUGGUUUUCUCUUUA